Molecule: messenger RNA, 999 nt
Organism: Benincasa hispida (wax gourd)
Lineage: Eukaryota; Viridiplantae; Streptophyta; Magnoliopsida; Cucurbitales; Cucurbitaceae
Product: transcription factor MYB106-like
Source: RefSeq, a predicted model, not a curated record
CUCGAACCAGCAGUAAUUUCUACAAUAUUUUAGUCACACAUAUAAAUUCUUUAGUGGACUAUAAUUCCUUCAUUAAAGGACUUCAAGUUUUCAACCUUCAUCUUCAUCCCAAAACUAAAUCUUUGUUCUUUUGUGUCCUAAGAUAUGGUUAGAGCUCCAUUUUAUGAUGAAAAUGGAGUGAAAAAAGGUGCAUGGAGUGCUGAAGAAGAUGAGAAACUCAAAGCUUAUGUUCAAGAACAUGGCCAUUGUAAUUGGCGAGAGCUCCCUAAAUAUGCAGGUUUGAUGAGGUGUGGCAAAAGUUGUAGACUACGUUGGAUCAAUUAUCUUCGUUCAGAUGUGAAAAGAGGAAAUUACUCUAAAGAAGAAGAACAAUUAAUCCUCCAAUUGCAUCAACAACAUGGAAACAAAUGGUCAUUGAUAGCUACAAAAUUGCCGGGACGAACAGAUAACGAAAUAAAGAACUAUUGGCACACCCAUUUAAAGAAGGUACAAGGAAACAAGGUUACAAAGAAGCAACAAAAUGAGGAAAUUUCGAAGCAAAAAUCCAUCCAAAAAAGAGAAAUGUCAGACCAAAUCAAAACCAAUUUGACAAAGGAAAUUCCUUCUCAUCAGAUCUUUGAAAGCUCUCCAUUUUCCCCUUUGUCCUCUGAAAUUUCCACUGUGACCUCCAAUCAAGAAUCCACAGAAGAUAGCCCUCCAACAACAUUCAAAUUUCAAGAACCAUAUGAUAACAAUGGAGAUUUUUGGGCUAAUCCAUUUCUAGCAGACAAUUUGGAAGCUGAAAGUGAAAACUUAAUGAACUUUGAUUUCAUUGGAGGGUUCAAUCCACCUUAUGAUUUGGAGUUUGAUGAAAAUUACUUGUUCUACCAAGUAAUGAAAGAAUUGCCUGAGAAUUAUCAACCCCAAUUGUAUCCCUACUGAAAAAGAAAUGUAUAUGUAUAUAUUAUAUAUAUAUAUAUAUAAUAAUAUAUAUGAGUGAUAAUGGUAGAACUUUGUUAC